UGCUCCCAAAUGACUGCCUCGUGAUGGACGGCUCAACCUCUGUUCUUGAGCGCUCAAUUUUUUAACAAAAUUGCUUCGGAUCGAAUUUCUUGACCAUAGCACGCUGCCAAAUGCCGAUCUUAUUUUAAGCUUAAUUUAAUUUCUGCUUUUCAUUUCUCGUCAAUUUCUCUUGUUCGUUUCUGAAAUCAGUUCACCCAACUUCUGCAACUUCGUCUUUUCAAUCACUAAAUAUCUUUCUGUUACUUUUCAAUCCCGCCAUUAAAGCCCUACUGUUGUUCUUCCAUUUCUCUGCGUUCAUUUUACCUCUUUAUUGUCACUUUCUUACCUUCAGGGAUGAACUUCAUUAUUUUGGAUUUUGCCAGAACGAAGUCAGCUGUCUGAGAACUUGGCUGUCUCUUUCCGCGUUCUAGCUCGCUUUCUCCUCUGAGAUUCUUCAUUGUUCUUUUGUUUUUGUUCUGCUCUUAUCGCAAGUAGUAAUGGAAGGGUAUCUAUCUGCUUUUAAACCUACAACUUCGACCCAGUUGGUGGUUUUUCAGAUUUAUUGUACUUUGAUUCACUGUUGCUUCUCUGUUUGCUUCAGAUUUGCCUCCUGCUGAGGAAUAUACAUCUGGUUCUAUCACUAUUUGGAUUUUUUAUGAUAAACAAAGUGCUAAUUUCUCGGUCGUUUUCUUGGAUUCUGAUUGAAAACGCAUUCUAUUGAUUGUUCUUCCAUUGUAAACCCUAGUUUCAAAAGUUGUUUCGAAUCAGGUUCUGUUUCUGGUCCUUUUUCUCGAUUAGCUAUUGAAACUUGUAGCGAUGGAUUGUAGAAGAAGAUUUGGAUUACUCCUCUGGGGUGGUUUGUUGAUUUCGUUUUUUCCUUACAUUUCUUGUUUGUUUAAUCCGGUAGAUAAUUAUCUCAUUGACUGUGGAUCUUCCGGGAAUGUGUCUGUGGGUAACCGUGUUUUCAUGGCCGAUAAUUUGGCUUCAAAUUUUCUUUCCACUCCAGAAACCAUUUCGGCUAAUACAUCUUCAGUUCCUGCCUCGUCUUCUAAUGAUUCAGCGCUGUUCGAAACUGCUAGAAUCUUUACUGGAACAUCAAAAUUCACGUUUCCAAUACAGAAAACCGGAAGGCAUUGGAUCCGCCUCUAUUUCUAUCCAUUUGUGUUUUCUAGCUUCAAUAUGAGUGCUGCAAAUUUUAGUGUUUCAACUCAAAACUUUGUUCUGCUGAGAGAUUUGGUUGUAGAGAAGGAUCCCAUAGUCAAAGAAUUCUCUGUGGAUGUGAAAUCAGAUACUCUUGAAGUUAUCUUUGCUCCUGUUAUUGGCUCCAUUGCAUAUGUGAACGCCAUUGAAGUUGUCUCUGUUCCUGACAUUCUCAUUGUUGAUGAAGCCACUUUGUUAGAACCAUCUGGUAAAUUUCAAGGGCUGACUACUCUAGCAUAUGAGACUGUUGCUAGAGUUAAUGUGGGUGGCCCAAAAGUUGCUCCUGAUAAAGAUCCUCUUACACGGAAUUGGGUUUCUGAUGGAAGCUUUCUAGUAAAUAAGAAUUCUGCAACAAGUUUCUCGAACAUUCCCGCUGUUAAAUACAGCCCUGAAGGCGCAGCGCCGGAGAUCGCUCCAAAUGUUGUCUAUGGUACUCUCAUGGAGAUGAACUCGAAGGACAAUCCAAACAGCAACUUCAAUGUGACAUGGAGGUUUAAAGUUGAUCCUGAGUUUCAGUACCUUGUUCGGUUUCACUUCUGUGACAUUGUGAGCAAAUCUCUACACCAACUUUAUUUCAAUGUUUAUGUUGACUCGUGGCUGGUUGUUCGGGAUCUGGAUCUUAGUGUUCGACUUUCUAAUGCUCUGGGCACUCCAUACUAUAUGGACUCUGUUACAGGAUUGAUCAAGAAUGACAUACUUCUUGUGAGUAUUGGCCCAGCAAACUUAGCCAAUGUGUAUCCAAAUGCCAUUCUAAAUGGUCUGGAAAUCAUGAAAAUGAGCAACUCUGUUGGCAGUCUCAGCGGGGAAGACUCUGUAAUUAGUUUUCCAGGCUCGACUUCUUCAAAUAAGCAUGUUGGCGUCAUUAUCGGUGUGGUUAUUGGGGCAUUUGUUGCAGCUAUAUUGGUUGGCGUUCUUUUCGUGCUGUGCAGGCGAAAAAGAAAGGGAAUGCAUCAGGCCCCGACGAAAUCAUGGAUUUCGAUAUCCACAGCUGGAGGAAUGUCACACACUAUGGGAAGUAAAUACUCUAAUGGCACGAUCACAAGUGCUGCUUCCAACUACGGGUAUCGAAUACCUUUUGCAACAGUUCAAGAGGCUACAAAUAACUUCGAUGAGAGCUGGGUUAUUGGUAUUGGCGGGUUCGGGAAAGUAUACAAGGGAGUUUUGAAUGAUGGCACCAAAAUUGCUGCAAAGAGGGGUAAUCCGCGUUCCCAACAAGGAUUGGCCGAGUUUCAAACUGAAAUCGAGAUGCUGUCACAGUUUCGUCAUCGUCAUCUCGUUUCAUUGAUUGGUUACUGUGAUGAGAGGAAUGAGAUGAUACUGAUUUAUGAGUACAUGGAACAAGGCACCCUGAAGAGUCAUCUAUAUGGUUCUGAUUUUCCUAGUUUGAGCUGGAAAGAGAGACUUGAGGUCUGCAUUGGAGCCGCUAGAGGACUUCAUUACCUCCAUACUGGCUAUGCCAAACCGGUUAUUCAUCGUGACGUGAAGUCCGCUAAUAUUUUACUCGACGAAAACCUCAUGGCGAAGGUUGCAGACUUUGGGCUUUCGAAGACGGGUCCUGAUCUAGACCAAACCCAUGUCAGUACUGCUGUGAAAGGGAGUUUUGGGUACCUUGAUCCUGAAUAUUUCAGGAGGCAACAACUGACAGAGAAAUCAGAUGUUUAUUCAUUUGGAGUUGUUUUGUUUGAAGUUCUUUGUGCAAGACCUGUCAUAGAUCCAACCCUUCCUAGAGAAAUGGUAAACUUAGCUGAAUGGGCAAUGAAAUGGCAGAAGAAAGGGCAGUUGGAUCAAAUCAUUGAUUCUACUCUUGUAGGUAAAAUUAGAGCAACUUCUCUUAGGAAGUUUGGUGAAACUGCUGAAAAAUGCUUGGCUGACUAUGGAGUCGACCGGCCAUCCAUGGGAGACGUCUUGUGGAACUUGGAGUAUGCUCUUCAGCUACAAGAAGCCAUUAUCGAAGUCGAUCCAGAAGAUAACAGUACUAAUAUGAUCGGCGAGCUCUCUCCUCAAAUUAACAACUUCAAUGAUAUCGAAACAGGUGCUUCUGCUACACAGUUCAACGUUCCGGGCGUGGAUGAUCUUUCUGGAGUUUCCAUGAGUAGGGUGUUCUCUCAGCUCGUGAAAUCUGAGGGUCGAUGACCCGAUGUCGCUGCAGCAUUAGGCCGAUGCAGCUGAAUAUGUGGCGUUGGCGUUCUGUAUACUUCAGGCAACGACAGGGAGGAGCCAAACUACAUGUGUAACAUACUAGGUUCUUCUCUUGUACAGAAGGGGCUGUGCUGGUGAGUCUCUGCAAUAUCUAUCAAACUUGUUACCACUUCAACCAACUACAUCGAACAAGGUAGUUCGCAUCUCCGUUACCGAUUGAUUUUGAUUUGCAUCCCUUCAUCGAACAUAUUCGUUUUUGUCGUCGUUUCAUGUUUGUCUAGAAUCAUUAGACAUUUAGUCUUGUUAUUCUUUUUAGUCAGCUAACAUCUCGUCAAUGACCAUGGUGUGUCGUUUUUUCCUAAACUUCCCGAUCUCCGUAGGUAGCGGUGUCGAGGCUUCGUUGUGUUUAGCUCUGAAUCUUUUCAUGGAACAUGUGUUUGCUGCAAUUUAGAUCCAUUUUUCAUCUGGAUAUUGUUUUCUUUCAACUAUGUAAUGAACUGCCAUACAUUGUUGUCUUUCA
This is a messenger RNA of Cucurbita pepo subsp. pepo (vegetable marrow), 3838 nucleotides long. Lineage: Eukaryota; Viridiplantae; Streptophyta; Magnoliopsida; Cucurbitales; Cucurbitaceae. The record is from RefSeq and is a predicted model, not a curated record.